Molecule: messenger RNA, 3357 nt
Organism: Myxocyprinus asiaticus (Chinese sucker)
Lineage: Eukaryota; Metazoa; Chordata; Actinopteri; Cypriniformes; Catostomidae
Product: vang-like protein 2
Exons: 9
Coding region: 413-1993 (526 amino acids)
Biological process (GO): Wnt signaling pathway, planar cell polarity pathway; establishment of planar polarity; multicellular organism development
Cellular component (GO): plasma membrane
Source: RefSeq, a predicted model, not a curated record
GUUCAUUCGGGGAGUGUAUCGACUCAGGUAGCAGAUCCUGCAAGCUAGAGAACAAAUCACUUAAUCAUUGAUCCUGGAAGCUUUUAAAACAAGAAGAGGACUGUUUUACUCAGCUGCAAACUUGGGAAUAAAACUACCACUCAGUCCCUUUACGAGAGCACAUGCACGUUAAACAGUCUACGCUGCACGGAGAGAGAUGAUGAUGAGACAUAUGCACAGAGAGACAUGAUAAGUCCUCUCCUCUCCUUCAGCCUCCAAGAUAGAUUCUCUCAGGAGUAAGGUUGAACGGCUGAAGUUGCCGUUGACUCUGUCAUCCAUAUCCAUCUCAGAGUGCAAGACUCAGCUGGGCGGAACCACAGAACGCUCCAGGGGUGGAGCUGGGGUUCACAAGCCCCGCCCAUCGGCCCCAGACAUGGACAACGAGUCGCAGUACUCGGGCUAUUCAUACAAGUCUUCCCAUUCACGCAGUUCUCGAAAGCACAGGGACAGGAGAGACAGACAUCGCUCUAAAAGCAGAGACAGCAAUAGCAGAGGAGACAAGUCCGUGACCAUCCAGGCACCUGGAGAACCCCUGCUAGAUGCGGAGUCCACUCGCGGAGAUGACAGGGAUGAUAACUGGGGCGAGACCACCACCGUCGUCACCGGUACUUCUGAGCACAGCAUCUCAAAUGAGGACCUCACCCGGGCUUCUAAAGAACUCGAGGAUUCCUCGCCCUUGGAGUGCCGUCGUUUUGCUGGGCCCAUCCUGAGUGGCAUUUUGGGUCUCUUUGCCCUUCUGACGCCCAUCGCCUUCCUCCUGCUGCCUCAGCUGUUGUGGCGCGAUUCGCUAGAGCCCUGCGGGACCCCGUGUGAGGGCCUUUAUGUCUCCCUCGCCUUCAAACUCCUCGUCCUCCUGAUCUCCUCCUGGGCUCUGUUCCUCCGCCCCUCUCGUGCCACGCUCCCGCGCUUCUUUGUGUUCCGCUGCCUCCUGAUGGCGCUGGUGUUUCUUUUUGUGGCGUCCUAUUGGCUUUUCUACGGUGUGAGGGUGCUGGAGCCAAGAGAGCGGGAUUACAGGGGCAUUGUGGGAUAUGCGGUGUCGCUGGUGGACGCGCUGUUGUUUAUUCAGUAUUUGGCACUAGUGCUCCUGGAAGUGAGGCACCUCAGGCCGGCCUUUUGCCUCAAAGUGGUGCGCACCACGGAUGGCACAAGCCGCUUCUACAAUGUGGGCCACCUUAGUAUCCAGCGGGCAGCAGUGUGGGUCCUCGAUCACUACUACACUGAUUUCCCCGUUUUCAACCCUGCUUUACUCAACCUACCCAAGUCUAUCCUCUCUAAAAAGAUGUCUGGAUUCAAGGUUUACUCACUAGGAGAAGAGAACAGCACCAAUAACUCGACUGGUCAGUCUCGUGCAAUGAUCGCUGCCACUGCACGCAGAAGAGACAGCUCUUAUAAUGAGUACUACUAUGAAGAGGCAGAGAUGGACCGCAGAAUUCGAAAGCGCAAGGCCAGACUGGUGGUGGCAGUAGAGGAGGCAUUCACUCAUAUCAAAAGGCUUCAAGAUGAUGAGGUGGCAACAUCACCCAAGCACCCUCGUGAGGUGAUGGACCCUCGGGAGGCGGCACAAGCCAUUUUUGCCCCCAUGGCACGAGCAAUGCAGAAAUACCUGCGUACGACACGACAGCAGCCUUACCACAGUAUGGAGAGCAUCAUCGCUCAUCUGCAGUUCUGCAUUACUCACAACAUGACACCCAAGGCUUUUCUCGAGCGGUACCUCACCCCGGGCCCUACUAUGCAGUACCAGCGAGAGAAUGGUAGAGGGCGCCAGUGGACUCUGGUGAGCGAGGAGCCCGUGACGUCAGCACUGCAUCAGGGACUGGUUUUCUCCCUCCGUCGUCUUGAUUUCGCUCUGGUCGUCACAGUGACGCCCCUUCCUUUCCUCAACCUGGGGGAGGAGUUUAUCGAUCCCAAGAGCCACAAGUUCGUGAUGCGGCUUCAGUCGGAAACCUCUGUUUGAAGAAAAAACAAAUGUGAGGAGAAUGAUAGCAAGAGGAAAUGCAAAAUACUCGAGCAAAGAAGGGACUGAGACCGAUCCAUAAUAAGGGCAGGAAAGAACAAUAGAAAGACAGGGGGAGAGAACCACUCUUUUACUUUUAGAUUUCACUCACGUCUUUUUAAACAACUUUUUUACUUCACAUGAACUGCCUUCCAUCUAUGAGACCAUCUCGUCGAGAUGGCUCGAGACUAACUCUUAUGCAUCUCAGCUGUGAAUAACUUUUUACAUUUAUCAAAUACAAUGUCACAUAUCAGCCCUUACUGGUGCUGAGGGGUUACCUUACAAUACAAACAAUUUACAAACAAUUCUAGGCACCAUAACAUGGCUGCCUUCAACAAAUGUACAACCGUAUUACUAUUGUUUUGAAACCCCUGCAUUUCUCACCAGCUGUCCUAAAAAGGGCCACAAACACUACACAUAAAUCUCUAAAAGUUGUAACUGAUUACUAGAGAACAAUCAAGUGCUUUACUGUGUUUCUUUCCUGGGCAUCCAGGUUAUAAGAGCUUAUGAGAUGCAUGUUUGUAACUCUCCUAUUGCCCUUAAGUUUUGUAUCUGUUGUGAAUGUUUUAAGACUUUGUAUGUAUCUUGUUUGCAGUACUUGUCUUUAUUCCAAUGAUUCAAGGGGCCUUUUUCAUCAUUUACAUUUUGUAGCAAAUCGUUUCUGCAUACCAGCAAUGAUGUUGUCCUUAGAAUGCAAUUUUCUUCAAAAGGUGGCAUAUGUGUUUAGGAUAAAGUGUAAGUCUGUCACAUAUGACCGAUCAAAAGUAACCUUUACAGAAAAGCAAAAACAGUCAAGUAUGUUAUGAAUGUGUGCCAAAAUGUUAUAACUCUGAAGCCUUUUUCAUGUUGUGAAUGCAUACAGAGCUGAUUUGAGUAGUUGGUCGUAUUUGAAUCAGCCUCAGAUUUUUAGGUGAUUUAACUAAGUCCUCCCAUCAUGUCUGCUCCACAGAGUUCACUCUUUCUCCUGUUGAUGACAUCUUUGAGUUAUUGUACUUUAUAUACCCCUCACAUUUGUGUACAAAACCUUUUAUACAUACAUGUAUGCAGGAAUCUGAAAUGUUGUUAGUUGAGUUAUGGUUUUCAUAACUUGCAGUUUCAUUUUUAGGCCUGAUGCGUGCACAUAGGUGAUGCAGUUUUGUAAUUUUUUUUUUUUACAUUUUUUUUAAAUAAAAGUUAAGCUAAUCUUUUGAACUUUUUUCCCUUAAAAAUAUGGCUUGUUGUAAAGAGAUUUGUAGAUUUUGGUUGUUGUGUGAAAACCUUCUUGGCAUUUCAUCAUUUUAGAACUGAAAUUUUGCAGCUUUUUUAAAUAAAUGAUCGACUUACGA